AUGGGUCGUUUAUCAUCGAUUUUGAAUGGAUUUUCAAGGUCGUUGUUACUCAAGAGAACAAAGAAUUUGGAGAACAGUUGUGGGAAUUGUGAUGGAAGAGAGGCUGUGGAAGCUAUGGCGAAGGAUGCGAAGAAGAAUGAGUUGAUAUUGACGACAUCAGGCACUGUUAAUGUCGAAAGAUCCCAGAAUUUUGCUUCUGUUUUCUCGAAAAGAGGGCAGAAAGGCGUGAAUCAAGAUUGCUGCAUUGUUUGGGAGGAAUUCGGAUGCCAGGAGGAUAUGAUAUUCUGUGGGAUAUUUGAUGGGCAUGGCCCUUGGGGACAUUUUGUGGCCAAGAGAGUAAGGGAGUCGAUGUUAUCGUCUCUUCUUUGUAAUUGGCAGGAGACCCUUGUUGAAGCUUCACUUGAUCCCGAUUUUGAUCUGGAAUCUGGUAAAAAGCUUAAAUUCCAUAUAUGGAAGCAUUCCUAUUUGAAGACAUGUGCUGCCAUAGAUCAGGAGCUGGAACACCACAGUAAAAUCGACUCAUUCUACAGCGGCACUACUGCUUUGACAAUUGUUAGACAGGGUGAACAUAUUUUCAUCUCAAAUGUUGGCGAUUCACGUGCUGUACUGGCGACCACGUCUGAAACUGGCAACUUGAUACCUGAACAGCUUACAGUUGACUUCAAGCCCAAUCUACCUCAGGAGGCUGAGCGCAUAAUUCAAUGCAAAGGCCGAGUGUUCUGUUUGCACGACGAGCCAGGGGUUCACAGAGUGUGGUUGCCGGAUGAAGAAUCUCCUGGACUAGCGAUGUCUAGAGCUUUUGGGGACUAUUGUGUUAAGGAUUUCGGCCUCGUUUCCAUACCUGAAGUGACACAGAGACAUAUAACCCGUAAAGACCAGUUUGUCGUGCUAGCAACAGACGGGGUUUGGGACGUUAUAUCCAACGAAGAAGCCGUGGAAAUUGUGUCAUCAGCUCCAGAGCGGGCAAAAUCAGCUAGGCAUCUGGUGAAGUGUGCUGGCCAUGCAUGGAAGAAGAAGAGAAAAGGAAUAGCAAUGGAUGAUAUAUCAGCAGUUGUACUCUUCUUCUCUAAGUGA
Molecule: messenger RNA, 1074 nt
Organism: Fraxinus pennsylvanica
Lineage: Eukaryota; Viridiplantae; Streptophyta; Magnoliopsida; Lamiales; Oleaceae
Source: the annotation of a GenBank genome assembly